AUGGGGAUCGUGCAAAGUCGUGCCGGCGAGAGCGAUGGCGGUGUGCGCGAGGUGUUCAUCGGUGGUGUCAAGGGCGGCGCGCCUCAUCAAUCCUGUCAAGCUAGCCUUGGCAUGGGAAGUUUGGGUGGACCACACGCACGGAGUGGCAGCGUCCGUGGCGCGCCAAGACAACCGAUGCCCGACGCUGUCGAGCUCGAGAGGCGCUUCACCAAAGUGCUGGCUUCAAUGGAUUUGCCGCCGGAUAAGGCAAAACUGUUGAAACAGUACGACAACGAAAAGAAGUGGGACAUCAUAUGUGAUCAAGAAAGAGUGCAAGCGAAGGAUCCACCGUCGCACUACUUAGCAAAAUUACGUACCUACCUAGAUCCAAAAGCAUCGCGGAGCCAUCGAACGUAUCGUUUCCUUGCGUUUUUCCAGAAGAGAAAAAUAGUCGGGGAAUCGACAUCGACACAAGUACUCCGGGAUUUGGAAAUCUCUUUACGAACGAAUCAUAUAGAAUGGGUGAGGGAAUUUCUAGACGAGGAGAACCAAGGCUUAGAUGCCCUGAUAGACUACCUCAGCUUCAGGUUACUCAUGAUGAGGCACGAGCAGCGUCUUUUAGAAUGUCACACGAGUUCCGAAGAAAAAUUGCAAACCGCUGGUUCUGGGGACACCUCACCCCUAAAUAAUGGAUGCCUCAGGCCACCCCUUCACGAGCUUAAGGAUAGUCCUGGUGUUAAAAGGAGAUCUCGGCACGUGGCUCGUUUGAAUAUGGGUGAAGCGAAAGAUGAUAUUCACGUUUGCAUACUGUGCAUGCGUGCCAUCAUGAAUAAUAAGUAUGGCUUCAAUAUGGUUAUUCAGCAUCGGGAAGCGAUCAAUUGCAUCGCGCUUAGCUUAAUGCACAAGAGUCUAAGGACGAAAGCCCUAGUGUUAGAACUUCUUGCUGCGAUCUGUCUCGUGAAGGGUGGCCAUGAAAUUAUACUGUCGGCGUUUGACAAUUUCAAGGAAGUGUGUGCGGAAAGGCGAAGAUUUACAACGCUGAUGGCGUACUUCACGCAAUACGACAGUUUUCACAUAGAAUUCAUGGUCGCUUGUAUGCAGUUCGUGAAUAUCGUUGUUCAUUCGGUAGAAGAUAUGAAUUUCAGGGUACAUUUGCAAUAUGAAUUCACUAAACUCGGAUUGGACGAGUAUCUGGAGAAACUUAGGCAUACAGAGAGCGAGGAUUUGCAGGUUCAAAUCUCUGCGUAUUUAGAUAAUGUAUUUGAUGUAGCUGCCUUAAUGGAAGACAGCGAAACAAAGACUGCCGCUUUAGAAAAAGUUGCUGAACUAGAAGAUGAACUUGGUCACGCACACGACAGAAUGGCAGAAUUGGAAAGGGAAUCCCUCGCGAAAUUAGCGGAGUUAGAGACUGAACUAGGUGCAUUAAAAGUAGAAUAUGCCGAAGCGGUGGACGCUCGUCGAUUAGUUGAAGAGGAACUGACUGCCUUGAAAAGACAGAAGCAGGACUCGGCUCGAAGGCAAAGCGUCUUGGAAAACAAAAUCAUCGAAUUAGAAACCCUUACGGGUACACUUACCAAAGGUUCUACGGCGAAUCUUCGAAAUGGAUCUGUGACGAGUCCUCUGAAUAAUUCAGACAACACAUCGUCGCCUACGUUUAACUCGACUCCGUCGCCAACAUCUGCACAAAGUCCACCGCCAGCUCCUGCGCCACCUCCGCCACCGCCGCCUCCGUGUCCGCCACCGCCUCCUAUGGCAUCUCUUUCUCCAGGAGACCAAAAAUUACCACCACCUGCACCUAUACCUCCACCACCUGCCGGUAUGAUGCAAGCACCAGAUGGAGCAAUGACUAUUAAACGAAAGGUUCAAACGAAGUACAAACUUCCCACACUCAACUGGAUUGCCCUAAAGCCUAACCAAGUUCGAGGUACCAUAUUCAACGAAUUGGAUGAUGAUCGAUUGCAUAAUUAUAUAGACUUCUCCGACUUUGAAGAACGAUUUAAAAUUGGUAUGGGUGGUCACAUAGCUAACGGUACCAACGAAAUUGACGGACUUCAUAGUUUUCCUAGUAAACGAUUCAAGAAACCGGAAAAUGUAUCUCUUUUGGAGCAUACUAGAUUACGAAAUAUUGCUAUAUCGCGAAGAAAAAUGGAAAUGCCAGUAGAAAAAGUCAUUUCAGCCGUGAAUGCACUUGACCUGAAAGUACUUUCGCUGGAAAACGUGGAGUUGCUACAACGUAUGGUGCCUACAGAUCAAGAAAUUAAAGCAUAUAGAGAGUAUGUCAUAGAGAAGAAGAAUGUCAAUCUUCUAACUGAGGAGGAUAAAUUUUUAAUGCAACUUGGUAAAGUCGAAAGGAUAUCGACUAAGUUGUCUAUUAUGAAUUAUAUUGGAAACUUUUUUGACAAUUUACACCUCAUUACUCCACAAAUAUAUGCUGUGAUAUCUGCAUCGAGUUCAGUUAAGAGCUCGAAGAAACUGAGGGCAGUAUUAGAAAUUAUCCUUGCUUUCGGGAACUACUUAAACAGUAGCAAACGAGGGCCAGCAUAUGGAUUUAAAUUGCAGAGCUUAGAUACAUUACUUGACACGAAAUCAACGGAUAAGAGAAUGUGUCUCUUACACUAUAUUGUAGCUACAAUACGGGUUAAGUUUCCGGAACUUAUUAAUUUUGAAUCUGAACUUAUGUAUAUCGAUAAAGCUGCGACAGUUUCAUUAGAAAAUAUAACUACAGACGUCCAUGAAUUAGAGAAGGGUAUGGAUCUUGUAAGAAAAGAAUUCGAGCUUCGUGGUAAAGAGAAACAUAACACAGUACUACGAGAUUUCUUAAAUAACUCCGAAGAAAAGUUACGUCGGUUAAAAUCUGAUGCUCGUGCUGCUGGUGAAGCGUUUCGAGAAUGCGUUGAAUUCUUCGGGGAAAGUCCGAGACAAGUCGACGCAAAUACAUUCUUCUCUCUCCUUGUUAGAUUCGCAAGAGCAUUUAAGGCUGCAGAUCAGGAAAAUGAACAACGUCGUAGGUUGGAAGCUGCUGCUGCGGAAGCUUUGAAUACCUCAGAGGAAGUCAUUAAACGAAAUAAGUUAAAUCAAAAGAAACAACAGGACGCUGUGAUAAACGAAUUGAAAAACAAAACAAGACUAGUUCAGGAGAAGAAACUGUUGCAGCAGGAUGAAGUUUAUAAUGGUGCUCUGGAGGACAUUCUCCUUGGGCUCAGGUCGGAACCGUAUCGCAGAGCAGAUGCAGUCAGGCGUAGUCAACGUAGACGCAUCGAUAAUCACAGACUUUCUCGCACUGCUGAAGAAUUGGAGCUUUAAACCGCCUUUCGUGUAUUUUUCAUCUUAAAAGAAUAAUUAUUUCCUUCUGGAAAAAGACUGUAACUUCUACGGUAAUUUAUUGAUAAUAAUCGUAUCAAAUAACUCUUUCACGUCCAGUCAUUUCUGUAAUAAGCCCUAUGUUUGCUGUUUUCAUGUCGCGCGUAAUAAAAUUUUCUAUCGGUAUAAUAGAGAUCAGGUAAUUUAUACAUAAAAAGUUUAUUUAAAGAUAUCAUAGGGAAGGUGCACAAAAUACGUAACAUCCAAAAGUCACAAGUUUCAAAAGUUUAACUUUCAAAAUGAAAUAAAAAUAUAUAUUACAGUUAAAACUAAACACGGUGUAAGUUAAGAAUUUUGUCAGGAAUAAGGAAGAAAAGUGACUCUAUGUUUAUCAUACUGAAUUAGAUGUGAGUGUAUAAAUAUUUUUAUAGUAAUUUUAAAAAAUUGAACUAUUGUGAUGGAAACAAAUAUUGAAAAUUUCGUGACAUUCUUUUAUUUUUCGAAAAACUAAGUAAUCAUCAAGUUAGCAAACAAAGUUUGAACGCUCAAAGAGAAUUGUGAUUCAGAAAAAUUGAAUAUGAAAAUACAUUGUCUUUCAUAAUAUUUAUAUACAUACUAUAGACAGCCAUUUAAUUGCAACUCAUUAAUAACAAAACAUUCAAUAUAUUUUAAAUUUUGUUUAAUUUGAUUUAAAAAUUAACUUAAUUGCCAUUAUAUUCAUACUCGUUUACUCUAAAUAAAUGAUUCACAUAUGCAUAUACAAUGUAAUGGAAUUAACAUACAUUAGUUGAUGUUCAAUUGGUGUUAAAAAAUGCAGACAUUUCACAGUAAUUGCCAAAAUUUCAAGUCUGCAAACGUGAAAGAGUUAAUUAAAAGAUUAACAUUUGUAAGAAUAUUUACAGUAUAAUUGCAAAAUUCGUAAAACUCAAAAAUUUAUCAAAAUUUAUAUGGAAUACUGAUAUACGCAUAAGCCAUUAUGUCUACAGUUCUAUAUACCUUUACCAAGAACUAGAUCACUUUCAGUUAAUAAAUACAACUAAUUCAUUAGAAUUUUUAGCAAAUGGAAACAAAUUGCCGAAAUUCUAGUAAUUGUAUAAUGUGUUUCCAGUCUGUUAUAUAAAGUGUUAGUAAAAAAAAACUAACUUAGGAACGCAUGUUCAGAAAAGAAAUUGUAUAAUUAUUUUUGCAUUGUUUUUCAUACUUAUCUUUAAAGAAUUAGACUUGAAAAUUGUUUCCAUUUAAUUAUUGUUGAUUGUUAUAUGCGCUUAAGAUGUUUAUAAUUUUUAAAUGUAAUUGAUAUGUGUUAGUCAUUUGUUUGAGAAAAUAUCUAAGGGAAGGAGGAGAUGGAAAAUCAGGUAAUAUAAAGCGCAUUUAUUUUGAAAUGGAAUUUAAGUAUUAAUUUAAAUAUAUCUGAAACGACUGCCGACAAACUACAGGUACUAAUUAAGUCACAUUCCAUCGAUCUGGGAAACCAAAUCACCUCAUACAGUUUAACGACAGAACAACUAUUUUGCGCAAAAAGUUACAAAUGUUGCACGUAAUUACAGUAAAAUUUCGAAAGUUCCAAAAAGCAAAUCUUGUAGCAUAUUUUUCUGAAGAUCUGAAAGUCAAUUGUCCGAUAAUCUUUAUUAAAGUAGUAUAAUUAAGUAGCAAAUGGAUAAUAGUGCAGUUUAGACUUGUCAUGAAAUUUUUUUAAAGAAUCUCUUAUUUUGUAAUAUGUAACACAUAGAGUUAGCACAAACUUAGUACAUUCCGUCAAGACCUCAAGAUGCGCUCAAUAUACCGAUAAAUACAAACUAGAAUUUAAAACAGUCGUUUCUACUAUAACGCAUACAAAGAAACAUUUCAAUUACAUUGUAUGUGAAUAAAAUAGACUAGAUCAAAAUAGAACACGUACCGACAAUUACUGAUAAUCAAAGUGAUAAAACACACAAUUCAAUUAAUAAUAAUGUGUGCGAGUAUAGAAGCUAAACCAGUUUAAAUUUGCUGGCAUUACAAUCUACAUCGAGAUAUUGCAUUACAAAACAAAAUUAUUAUGUUUAGAUAAUUUUUCAUAUAAACAUGAAUGAAGGGAAAUCAUUUAAAAUAUUGUAGUACAUUUUCAAAUUGUAAUUGAUUCCUAAAAGUCUGGCCUAAAAUAGAACGUUAUAGUCGGGUCGACUGCAGUAGCAAACGUAAUUUCGCGUUGUCCAUUACUGAAUAUCUCAAAAUAUAGUUAUCAGAAAAUAACUAAGCAUACAAAUUAUCUUUCAGAGUAUUUUGAAAUGUAUUGUCAAGCAGUCUGAAUAACAUUACGUGCAAACUUUCUACAUGCCUUUUUCUGGGUGAUUUUACAUAUCCCAAAUUUUUUGGAUAAUAAUAAAAUUAUAUUUUCACUUUUGUACGGUUUUGAUAUUAUAUAUUACCCGUAAAACAAUGUAAAUAUAACUGUAAUAUAACAAAUACGUUAGUAGUUAUAAAAAAAAAUGUAAUUAGUACUAAUAGUAGACGAAUUGACAAUGUGAUGUUUAGAUAAGUAUAACAUCUGUAUGUUAUUAAUAUUACAUAAGUAAUAUUACUCGUUGCUAAACUGCAAAAACCAAUUUCAAUUGAUUGCAACAACAGAAAAAUAAAACGUAUCUUAUGUAUUUUUUGCAAACAUGUAAAUAUUGUGCAUUUUAUUAAAUAAGUAAUACAAAAUAGGCAUGUGCUUCACUUUGUAUAAAAUUUAUUACAAAUAAAAAUGAUACCAAUGUAUAAAUACAAGUAUCUAUACGUAUAUAAUCAUUGAUACAUUAUUCUCUACAUUUGUGUGCCACCUUGUUUAAUCGAUGCUUCACAAGUCUAAUUUUCCAGGGAAUAUUGUGUUUCCACUUUAAUAGAUUAUCAAGGUAAAAAAUAAUUUGUAGCAAAUAUUUUUUCUGAAGUUUUAUUUAUUGUUUAUGUGAAUAGUCUACAUUAUUAUAAUAUUUCAUGUAAAAUAUGUUUAUGUACAAAUAUACAAUAUACAAAAGGCACAAUAUAUCUACAUUCUUUAGAUCAUAUAUAGUAAAAUGCAUAUAAAGUGACCCAUACGCGGUCAAACGAGAUUGUUAAUCAUGCUUAACAAUUCAGGAUUGACUGUUACUACUUAAUAUAAAUUUUUUUUAUAGUGUGGCUCGUGCAAAUUUAUAUUAUCAAGACGAUGAAUACACAAACAAUCUAUUUAAUAUUAGAACUUUCGAUUAUUCGCUUACGCUUUUACAAUAAAUGUUUAAAUACUUCGUAAAAAUAUUUUGGUGUCUCUAUAACUACAAAAUUUAUAAACUGUUGAAACGUUCAUAAUUCCAAUAUCUAAAUGAAAAAUAAUAUCUGUUUAGUUCAUUUUUGCAAAUCGCUUUAUAAACGUGUAAACCUUUUACCAGCCAGAGCAUUACUUAAUACUUUAAAAUUAAUCAUCUUGAAAUAUUUUUCAUGUCUUCAAAAACACAUUCCUAAGAGUACCCAUGUUGUGCAAGCAUCAUGAUUGACAAGUAUGUUUGAGCAUCACUUAAAAUAAAGUUCAACUAUAUGAAUGAAUAUCGAUAACAGACAGACCAGUUUUACUUCUUUUAUAUGUAUUGCAAUAUGUAACAAAAUUAUUCUUCCCAUAACAAUUUCUGAAAAUAGUAUACAAAUAAUCCACAUCAUCACCACUCAGCACUUACAAAACUGCUGUAUCGAUUUUAUUUUAACAUUAAUGUUAUUGUUAAAUCGACAAGAAAAAAUGCCAUUUUCAUAUAUGUUUAAGUAAAUUAUAAACCAAAAACUGAUACAGUAUUAUUUGUAAAUACUACUCAUUGUUUUUAUCAUAUAAAGUUUCAGUAAAAAUUCACUUUUUAUUCAUUCAUUUAUAAAAGAAAAUAAAUUUAUAUUUAUUUUAUAAUUACUUCCACUACAAUGGCUAAUUCUUUGAUAAUCUAUUCAAAGUGGUCGUAUUAAAGCAAAUGAAAUAAUAAUUAGAUGUUUACACUUAAUUUCAUGUAUUUACAGUAAAUUACAAAUAACGCUACCUCCCAAUUUUGUUCAUUGUAAAUACUAUCUGUCUUUUUAAAUUCAAUGUUACCAUUUAUGGCCAUUUAUGAAUGUUCAUCUCCCAUGAUUUGAGAAUGUAGGUAUGCUUAUAAAAGUACCUAAUGUAAGUAUUAUACAAAUCAUAAUAAACUCAUUUUAAACGUAUAUAUAUUUAUAUAUAACACUGAUGUAUCAUCGUCAACGGUAUCGUAAUCAUAGAAUAUCUAAAUUCCAUUUUUCUCUUUUUACGUAGACUGAAUUGUGUAAAAUUGAUUAAGCUGAAAGAACAGAUUAAAUCAAUCUCUGCACUUCUAAAAAUAUAAAAAUUAUUUUCUCCUUUUCGAAACAUUCUAUCACAAUGUUACUAUGUUUUCACAGUCCGCAUUACAAUAAACCUUUUUGAACAUGUUACGCAUACGACAUGCGGUGUUUUACCAUUUUUUUUCCCUUUAUUAGUUGUACAAUAGCAUGGCAGAAAACUUACAUGAUUCAUAGUGUGAUGUAAUUGGUAUAUAAAACAUUUAGUAACAGUUUCGUUCACAUUGCAAAUAAAUUUCUAAUAAAGUCAACAAUACUUGCUCUGAAUUGAUUACAAAAAUAUAUGUUAUAUUUAAGUUUUACUGAAAUGAAGUAUAUAUGCAAAAAAUGAUGUAAGUAUCCUGAAAAUUUCCUACAAGAUAGCGACAUUUUACAUACAUAUUAUAUCUACAUGAAGUCCCAAGUAUGAUUAUCCACAGUAUAUUUUCCCCUAAAAUAUUUGUAUAAAAAUUCCAAAUAUCAUUCUUAGCAAAUGUUGAUAGUAAUAAAGGCCUUGAAAACCAGAUGUCCAGGCAUUCAAUAAUUAACAAAUUAGUUAUCAAAUAUGUAGGUACCUACUAUUACUAUAAACCAAACACACAUUAUAAUUAAUGAGAUAGUGACAUUGAAACCAAUUUUUUCAUACAAUAUUAUUAAAAAUAUAGUAAGCUUAAUAAUGUUCCAUCACACAAAAAUAUUAAAAAAUAACAAUGCUAAUAAAUCAGUAAGAGAUUGUACCAAAGAUUUCAGUAUACUAACAUAAAUUGUUUAACUAUAAAUUUAAUAUAAUUUUAUGUAAUAAAAUGUAGCAAUCUGAAUUCUCAUUAUAAUAAGAUAAUUACCAAAAUUUAGUCAAAAUAAUUUGUAUUAAAAUAUUCGUAGAUAAGAAAAUUGGUUUUUCAGACAUUAGAUGACUGAUAAAUGUAAUCUAUGAAAAUUUACAUAAUCAACCGUUUUUAGCAAAAAGAGUAAGACUUCUUAAAAAAUUCUAAAUCCACUCAAAAAUAGUCUACAACAUAUUUCAUUGGAAAUGUUCAUUAUUGUUGCAGUUAGAUGACAACAUAAGACAACUAUUUUU
This is a messenger RNA of Nomia melanderi (Alkali bee), 8665 nucleotides long. RefSeq names its product formin-like protein (gene Frl). Gene Ontology annotation, molecular function: small GTPase binding; actin filament binding. Gene Ontology annotation, biological process: regulation of cell shape; cell migration; cortical actin cytoskeleton organization. Lineage: Eukaryota; Metazoa; Arthropoda; Insecta; Hymenoptera; Halictidae. The record is from RefSeq and is a predicted model, not a curated record. Gene Ontology annotation, cellular component: cytosol.